Fonsecaea erecta is the source of this 558-nucleotide messenger RNA. RefSeq lists its product as hypothetical. The transcript has 2 exons. The record is from RefSeq and is a predicted model, not a curated record. NCBI's taxonomy places the organism in Eukaryota, Fungi, Ascomycota, Eurotiomycetes, Chaetothyriales, Herpotrichiellaceae. Bases 1 to 558 code for a protein of 185 amino acids.
AUGGCCACUCCUCCGAGGUUCCCGUCGCUCUCCCCCGAUCCGAGCCAGAACGAGCUGGACCCGAGUCGAGCUGGAGGACCCUCCCGUCCUCUUUCAGAGAUCACCUUGAUCGGUACCUCCACAUAUUCUCUCAGUCAGAUCGACGGAGCCGGCGGCCAAGAGACUGCCGCUCGAACUGUUCGCUUUGAAAUCGAUGAAGUCAACCGGGCUCGACUGCAGAGAGCUCUAUGGCGGGCUCUAUGGCAGCGAAGAAUUCGGACCGUCUUAGGGCUCAUUGUGAAAAAGUUCAUCUUCCUCAAUUACUUCGCCGCAAAUGCCAGCAUGCUGAUCCGCAUGGCUGUCAUGGCGUCUCACGACAAACACAUGCAAUACGACGAGGCAUUGGGCUGGGCUUUCGUGCAGUUCUUGAUGUUGAUCGUCUUGCUUGUCCGAACUCUCUACCAAGGCAUCAGGUAUUCUCAGAUCGAACUUCCCCCCAGCCUCAAGAUUACUGUUGCGUGUGCUGGCACUUUGUUUUUGGGUCUGGGACUUGGCGUGUUACCACUUUUCUUCAUCUAG